AAGCCCGCAGUGCCCGGAUGUGAAUGGAUUACAAUGUAUCUUUCAGGGAAACCUAUUAUUAUCAAUGUGACUCCACGGGGGAGUCAAUGGUGAUGAUGAUGAGGAGGAGGAGGAUGAUGAUGAUGAGACACCUCUAAACUUGGAACAAGUUUAAGACUUUAUAAGAGGAGAAGAAAAAAAAACCCACCAACAAGAUUUGUUUGAGGAAAAAUUCUAACUAUCCUGUAUUGAUAUUUUUUUUAUAAACAAUAAGAAAAAGUUGUUGGAUUUUUUUUUAAUGAUUUCUUUUUUGGGGGAGGGAAUUUUGUUGCAGUUUUAUGGUGGAAAAUGCAAAAACCACAGCCAGGUGCAUAAUCUUGUAUUCUGUGGAUAUCCCUGGAGCAGAACUGAGUACCAGUUAAAAUACUUUUUUGGGGGAUACACAUGUGAGAUACUAAGUACUUGCAGAAGAUUUUUGUCUUUCUUUUUAAAGUCACUUUCCUUGGAAUAUUGUGAGCAUAUUUGUGGCCAUUUAAGAUGUUUUCACCUCCUGUGAGCAGUGGGAAAAAUGGACCAACUUCUUUGGCGAGUGGACAUUUUACUGGCUCAAAUGUAGAAGACAGAAGUAGCUCAGGGUCCUGGGGGAAUGGAGGACAUCCAAGCCCGUCCAGGAACUAUGGAGAUGGGACUCCCUAUGACCACAUGACCAGCAGGGACCUUGGGUCACAUGACAAUCUCUCUCCACCUUUUGUCAAUUCCAGAAUACAAAGUAAAACAGAAAGGGGCUCAUACUCAUCUUAUGGGAGAGAAUCAAACUUACAGGGUUGCCACCAGAGUCUCCUUGGAGGUGACAUGGAUAUGGGCACCCCAGGAACCCUGUCGCCCACCAAACCUGGCUCCCAGUAUUAUCAGUAUUCUAGCAAUAACCCCCGAAGGAGGCCUCUUCACAGUACUGCCAUGGAGGUGCAGACAAAGAAAGUUCGAAAAGUUCCUCCAGGUUUGCCAUCCUCAGUUUAUGCUCCAUCAGCAAGCACUGCCGACUACAAUAGGGACUCGCCAGGCUACCCUUCCUCGAAACCAGCAGCCAGCACUUUCCCUAGCUCCUUCUUCAUGCAGGAUGGCCAUCACAGCAGUGACCCUUGGAGCUCCUCCAGUGGGAUGAAUCAGCCUGGCUACGGAGGAAUGUUGGGCAGUUCUUCUCAUAUUCCACAGUCUAGCAGCUACUGUAGCUUGCAUCCACACGAACGCUUGAGCUAUCCAUCACACUCCUCAGCAGACAUCAAUUCCAGUCUUCCUCCGAUGUCCACUUUCCACCGUAGUGGCACAAACCAUUACAGCACCUCUUCCUGUACACCUCCUGCCAACGGGACCGACAGUAUAAUGGCAAAUAGAGGAAGCGGGGCCGCCGGCAGCUCCCAGACUGGAGAUGCUCUGGGGAAAGCACUUGCUUCGAUCUAUUCUCCAGAUCACACUAACAACAGCUUUUCAUCAAACCCUUCAACUCCUGUUGGCUCUCCUCCUUCUCUCUCAGCAGGCACAGCUGUUUGGUCUAGAAAUGGAGGACAGGCGUCAUCAUCUCCUAAUUAUGAAGGACCCCUACACUCUUUGCAAAGCCGAAUUGAAGAUCGCUUAGAAAGACUGGAUGAUGCUAUUCACGUUCUCCGGAAUCAUGCAGUGGGCCCAUCCACAGCUAUGCCUGGUGGUCAUGGGGACAUGCAUGGAAUCAUUGGACCUUCUCAUAAUGGAGCAAUGGGUGGUCUGGGCUCAGGGUAUGGAACUGGUCUUCUUUCAGCCAACAGACAUUCACUCAUGGUUGGGGCCCAUCGUGAAGACGGUGUGGCCCUGAGAGGCAGCCAUUCUCUUGUGCCAAACCAGGUUCCAGUUCCACAGCUUCCUGUCCAGUCUGCAACUUCCCCUGAUUUGAACCCGCCCCAGGACCCUUACAGAGGCAUGCCACCAGGAUUGCAGGGCCAGAGCGUCUCCUCUGGCAGCUCUGAGAUCAAAUCAGAUGACGAGGGCGAUGAGAACCUGCAAGACACGAAAUCUUCCGAGGACAAGAAGUUAGAUGACGACAAGAAGGAUAUCAAAUCGAUUACUAGCAAUAAUGAUGACGAGGACCUGACCCCCGAGCAGAAGGCAGAGCGCGAGAAGGAGCGGAGGAUGGCCAACAAUGCCCGCGAGCGCCUGCGUGUCCGCGACAUCAACGAGGCUUUCAAGGAGCUCGGCCGCAUGGUGCAGCUCCACCUCAAGAGCGACAAGCCCCAGACCAAGCUCCUGAUCCUCCACCAGGCCGUGGCCGUCAUCCUCAGCCUGGAGCAGCAAGUUCGAGAAAGGAAUCUGAACCCGAAAGCCGCGUGUCUGAAAAGAAGGGAGGAAGAGAAGGUGUCCUCGGAGCCUCCCCCGCUCUCCUUGGCGGGCCCGCACCCUGGAAUGGGAGAUGCGUCGAACCACAUGGGACAGAUGUAAAAGGGUCCAAGCUGCCACAUUGCUUCAUUAAUACAAGAGACCACUUCCUUAACAGCUGUAUUAUCUUAAACCCACAUAAACACUUCUCCUUAACCCCUUUUUUUGUAAUAUAAGACAAGUCUGAGUAGUUAUGAAUCGCAGACGCAAGAGGUUUCAGCAUUCCCAAUUAUCAAAAAACCGAAAAACACACAAAAAAAAAAAAGAAAGAAAAAAGUGCAACUUGAGGGGUGACCCUCUAACAUAUCAUUCAGAAUGUGCAAAGCGGCGUGUGCAGGCUGAGACGCAGCCCAGAGACUGAAUGGCAAUCUUUCCACACUGUGGAACAAUGCAUUUGUGCCUAAACUUCUUUUGGAAAAAAAAAUAUAAUUAAUUUGUAAGUCUGAAAAAAAAUAUUUAAUUUAAAAAAUUGUAAACUUGCAAUAAUGAAAAAGUGUACUUCUGAAGAAAACUACAUGAACGUUUUUGUUGGUAUUCAAGUCAGCUAGUGUUUAUAAUUACUGGAUAUUGAAUAAGGGAAGCUCGGCUGCCCUAGUAACAAAACCAGCAAACGUCCUGAUGACAACGAAGUGAUGACAUUAGCCAUUCCUUAGGGUAGGAGGAACAGAUGGAUCUUAUAGACCUAUGACAAAUAUAUAUAUAAAUAUAUAUAUAAAUAUAUAUUAAAAAUUUAGUGACUAUGGUAAGCUUUUGUUCAUUUGUUUCAGACUUUUUUCUCCUGUAAAAAAAUAGUACUGAUUAACUUUUUUAAAAGAAAGAUUUUACUGUAAAUACGGAUUUUUUUUUUUUUUUUGGGUCUUAUUUCUGUCCCUUUCCCUGGUUUGUUAUCGUAACCUGUAGUGCCAACUCUGCUUCUGGAGGGGUAGUGCAGGAUCAAAUGCUGACCCUGAUGUUGCUUUUCAUUCAUAAAAUAAGUAGAAAGUUGUUUCUCCAGUCUUUUGGGAACACAGGACUUAAAAGUCACAUCAUGUGUAGAUAUUACAAGCAGCAUUACCAAGACAUGGCAAAAAGAGUUUGUCUGAACUGUAAUGUUGCGUUUGUGACCCUAUUCUGGGAUUUUCAGAGGUACAAGGUUAGAAUGCUACAAUGUUACCACUGUGCCUUCCAAUGUUUAUAUCAUCGGAAACAUAACAUAAUCAAAGUGGCUGUGAUUUAACAAAAUGAUUCAAGUGUUACCUACAUGUGUAGCCGAAGUAGUGUGCAGUGAGGCGUUUCUGAAUACAUGGUCAGAUUUUUGGAAAAAAACAAAAACAAAAAAAACAAGUAAAGUUCAAAAACCAUCAAAUGAGAAAAUUGCAAGUAGUGUGACAGAGCUGAUUGAUUUUUGUUGCUUUCUUGAUUUUUUGUUUUCAAAAUGGGUUUACUAAGAUGUAGAUGACUUAACUGCCUCCUCCUUCGUCUGAAAAAUGCCAAUAUUCAAUCAUCAUGCAGCAUUAUAACAAGCCUUAUAAGUCCUAAAGCAUUAAGUUGCACUUUCUUGAGGAGGGGUAGUGCAGUAUUUCUCUGGCCAGUAUGAAUGAAGUUUAUACUUAACAUAUUUGAUAGAAACAUAGAUCAAGCUAUGGCACAGCAACUCAUCAGAUAGCUAGCUUUGACGUCUGGGCACAAUUGAACCAACUUCCAUCGUGAAUCUUUAUAAUGAUUGACUUUGGUGUAUAGUGCAGUAAACAAAUAGUGCUCCUAGUUAAGUAUUUGUCAGCAUCCUUUUGUCUCUAACUCGUUUCUAUUUUUACAGCCACACAAUCUUGGCAUGUAUUAAGAAAAAAAAAUCCCUGUUCAAGUAGUUUUUCCACCUAUCAGCACUGAGUAAAUGCCAUAAAUCCAUCGAAAUGGUCUAAAUGUUCCAUCUGUUCUCCUGUUUUGCCAGUUAUAUAGUAAUGAAAUACAUUUGUAAAUUUUAUGCAACAAAUGGCAAACGUAUCAUUAUUUUGAAAUUGUGUAUGUAAAAGUUAUAUUUUUACAUGUAGACUCUUGUUAUUAUGUGUUUUAAUACAUUGUAUCAGUUUUUGUUGUUUUUUUUAAGCUGUGUGGUUUAAAAAACGUCUCAUUUAAAUGAAAUAGUGAGCUACAAGAAUCUGAAUUUUAUGUUCAUUUCCGAAAAUGUAAGAACAAAUAAGAUAGUUACCACGUGGUCAUCUUUUACAAACCCAUAAACAUUUUGAUUAGCUGUGUGUGUGUGUUGAAAACUGUAAAUAUGUUCAGUAGCGAUAAAACUAAAAUACUUUGAUUUGUUGAUAAGUUCCUAAAAUGUGGAGGUGGAUUCAGACCUUAGGAGAAUAGCAGAAAUCAAACUUCAUGAAGUUAUUUUGAGGCUUGCCUGUGAAAUGUACGAACAAAGGGGCUCAAAGAAGGGCAUGGAAGACAACUGUUGUAUACUCUCCCCUCCUCCCGAACAAUGGAAACCAUGUGUAACUUGUUCCCUCAGUAUGUUGAAGAUUUCCUUUUAGUGGUACAUUCUGCACUCAUUUUGUAUAGUCUACCAAGGCGGGUAUCCCUAGGAACAAUAUUAUAGAGGAAGCAGGUCUACUCUGAUCACAUUCAGGAUAAGUGUACAGAAGAAAAUAUGGUGUUUACUCUUUAGGGAACUGGAAACACUCCCUGCAUUGAUGUACAUUUUAAGAAUGGCACUUUUGAUACGUGUUAUCAUGAAGGUGCUUCACAGAGCUGAUUUAAAGUUUUUCAAACCUGUAAGCAAAGCAAAAAGAAAAAUUAAAUUGUAGUUGAUUAUUUUUUAAAUUGGUGCUUUAUAUUUUGUUCUCACUCAAACAGUAAAAGCUGCAAUUUAUUGUUCACCAGCUUUGACGUAUUCAUUACUCAGUAAUGGAAUACGUCUAUUGUUGAAUUCCCUUUGGAAAUAAGCGAAAAACUUUCUAAUGGCCACCAAAAGCUGCUCACUCCUUUUGCUUGGUGGAGAAACAAGAUCUGCGCCUAUACCUAUUAAUUGGGUUGUAUCCACAUUUAAAAAAAAAAAAAAGAAGAAGAAGAAGAAAAGAAAGAAAAAAAAAAGGUGAAAAGGAAUGUGGCCUUUUUAGUGUGUUUUUUCUUGUCGUUGUUUUGUAAUUAUCAAACCCAGGUAAGAUAUUGGUAUCCUGCGUUGGAUUUUCGAAUGAUACUUAGCAGAAGACAGUUAGGAUUAGAGUACUAUACGGAAUUUCAUAAGGGUCCAUACUAUACCGUAUAUCUGAUGCUACUUGGGCUGGGGAUCUGUCGAAGAGACGUGGACUUUAAAAGCAACUUGGAACAGUCAAUCCGCCUCCACAUUCAAGUAAUUUAGGAAUAUUCAGAAUAGGGAUCUGUUCAUCUAGAAACUUUUACCAUUUGUCUUCUGUGUAGCUGCAAGGAACACUAAUGUUUAUACAACUGUCAGUCCACCCAGUAACACAACUGGUUCUGAUUCAGUCUUCCGAUUCCUUUUUGUUUUGCGCUUUUUCCUAUUUCCUGAUUUUUUUUUUUUAUUCGUGAUCUUCAUUUUGAUGAGGGGUUGGGGGGUGGGGAGGGAGAUGAACCAAGACUCGGGGGUUAAGAGGAUUUCGUCUUGGAUCCAACAGGCAGAAUAUGAUCUGUGUCCAAAAGUGAACUUGAGUCAGGAAUGAGACAAUUUCAGCAUAAACAAGCACAAAAAUUUAGUCUGCUGGCUGACUGGAAACAAAAAAAAAAAAAAAAAAGGUCAAGAUGGAAUAUGAUGAAUUCCAACACAAUGGGGCACCAAGGCCUUUAGGCCUCUCUUUAUUUUGCUUUGGUUUUGUUUGUUUUUCUUUAGAGACAUGCUCUUUCUCAUGGGACUUGAAGUGGACUCAUGUUUGUGCAGUGCUGGUUUUGCCAUACUCAUUUCAAGUAUUAUAGACAUAUGUAAUGGUGAAAAUAUAUGAACUGUGGCCUUUUUCAUUCUUGUUACUUGUGAUGCAAUUAAGUGAAGAUAAGAAAAAAAAAGCAGAGAUUUACCAUGUAUCAGUGCCUGGCUUUUUGUUAUAAAGCUUUGUUUGUCUAGUGCUCUUUUUGCUAUAAAAUAGACUGUAGUACACCCUAGUAGGAAAAAAACUAAAUUUAAAAAUAAAAAAUAUAUUUGGCUUAUUUUUCGCAGGAGCAAUCCUUUUAUACCAUGAAUAUUACAAAAAAAAUUGUCAGAUUCUGAAUAUUUCUUCUUUGUAGAUUUUUGGAAUCAUUAUGAGUAAAAGUUUGUUACUUUAUUUUACUAUUUAAAAGAUGUUAUUUUACCAUGUGUUACUGAGAUGAAACUGUAUGGUAGCCUUUUUUGUUUUUUGUUUUUAUUUUUUGUUUUCGUUUUGUUUUUUUAGUUGUAGGUCGCAGUGGGGAAAUUUUUUGCGACUGUACACAUAGCUGCAGCAUUAAAAACUAAAAAAAAAUUGUUAAAAAAAGAAAAAAAGGGAAAAGAUUUCAAAAAAAAAGAUAAAACAGUUACACCUUGUUUUCAAUGUGUGGCUGAGUGCCUCGAUUUUUUCAUGUUUUUGGUGUAUUUCUGAUUUGUAGAAGUGUCCAAACAGGUUGUGUGCUGGAGUUCCUUCAAGACAAAAACAAACCCAGCUUGGUCUAGGCCAUUACCUGUUUCCCAUCUGUAGUUACUCGAUGAAGUCAUGUACAUGACCGUUCUGUAGCAAUAAAUGUGCCAUUUUUAUAAACUGUUUCUGACACUUGUUUCAUUUCAUUUUGCAUUGUCCAUAUAGCCCUGAUUCUCUUCUGUCAGUAGAACCACAUCUAUAUUUCAUUUUCCAAGUGUUGGAGGUAUUGACGGCUUAACAAACAAAACAUACAAAAAAAAAUUAACAAAAACAAAUUGAAAAGCAAAGCACAUGAUUGACCAAGGAAGAGAUGCCCUUAAUGAAAAUGGAACGGGAUGCAUGCAAAACAAAAAGAAAACUGUCUAGAGGAUUAACUAAUUGAAGGAAUAUAAUUAAUGUGCGUGUAACACUGAAGCUAUGCAUUUGAAGAGCUCUGAACUGUGCCAGUGUUUCUGGUUACGCUGCGGCUUUGCUAAGUCAGGUCAGCCUUAACCACUUGGAUCAGUUGGUCGACUGUCUGGCAGAACCUUCUCAGCUCGAUCUUUUCAGUUAAAAAUCUAAGAUGAUUUAUUUUGUAUCACUUUGUGAAGAGCUGGAUAUUGUUAACCACAAUUAAUCUUACACUGUAUUUAUACUUUCUCAAACUAUAUCCACCCCACCAUUUCUGGUUGACUCUGUUGACUCGUAAUCCAGAUGUAAACAACCAGAUGUGUGGAUUUUUUUUUUCCUAAACUUGUACAAACUGACGUGUGUCACCUAUGAUGGGAGGGAAAAAAAUGUACAGAUUAAAAUUAUUCAGUGUUAUGUACUGUAAGUUAAUAUUUUUGUAGAAUGGACAUCAAUCUACUUGGCAAGACUUGGAGGCUGUUUCAACAUUGCAUUGUAGAAAUGUAAAGUAAUGUAUGCAAUGGAAAGGAAAGCCUGUGGUAGAUGAACACUCCAUAGCAGAAUGUUCUAAUCAAGUACAUGGUAUUUGGGGAUGUCUCCAUAUUGCUCUUGUAUUCUUUCUAAUGGAGUUUAGUGACUAGUUUACCUGAAGGAAAAUGUUAUAACGCCAUUUGGUUCACAUGUGAAGUGCCCUCCAUAGCCAAAUGUUGGGAUUUUUUUUUCUUUUUGGUUGGACUGUUUGCAGAUAUUUAAAUUUUAUGAAAUUUCCAAAGAUUUUGGUUGAUAACCCCUUUUUUUUUUCUUCCAAAUGAUUUGAGAUGUUCUUAUGUUCUUACUGUGUGUUUUAAAUAUAUAUAAAAGAGCCACAAGCAUUUAGUCUUUUAGUUAUUAUAUUUGACCAUAUAACUAAAAAGGGGGAAAAUGAGCUUGGGCACCACUUCAGUGUUUGUUAUAUAGCCUAUUAACAUUAUGUUUUAUUUAAAAGGACCACAUUAAACAUUAAACUUCAA
Zalophus californianus (California sea lion) is the source of this 8356-nucleotide messenger RNA. RefSeq names its product transcription factor 4 (gene TCF4). Gene Ontology annotation, cellular component: transcription regulator complex. The transcript has 19 exons. Gene Ontology annotation, molecular function: protein dimerization activity; DNA-binding transcription factor activity, RNA polymerase II-specific; RNA polymerase II cis-regulatory region sequence-specific DNA binding. Lineage: Eukaryota; Metazoa; Chordata; Mammalia; Carnivora; Otariidae. The record is from RefSeq and is a predicted model, not a curated record. The coding region runs from base 517 to 2445 and encodes 642 amino acids. Gene Ontology annotation, biological process: regulation of transcription by RNA polymerase II.